AUGUCAAAAAGAACAAAAUCCCAAGGCAAUGCAGAAGGAUUGGAACAACUUAGAACGAGGGUGAUGAUCGAGAAGGAAGGAGUAGGAAGUACUUCUUCAAGUGAAUUUCCUUAUCAUAGUUCGAAUCACCAAGAUAUUGAUUACAUUAAGGCAUUUAUGAAGAAAUUCAGUGUCAAAAUUAUCAGAAAAGAACAAUAUGACAUGGAGUUUGAUUUGAUCGGUGUUGAUGCUGCCAUAGCAAACGCGUUAAGACGUAUUAUGAUCGCUGAGGUACCCACAAUGGCGAUAGAGAAAGUUUACAUGUAUAAUAAUACUUCAAUUGUACAAGAUGAAGUGCUUGCACAUCGAUUAGGUUUAAUACCUAUAAAAGCUGAUCCUGAUAAGUUCCAUUUCAAACACGCUAAUGAAUCACCCACAGAUAUGAACACAAUUGUAUUUAAAAUUGAGCAUGAAUGUACAUUCAAUUCUAAAGCUCGAGAUGAUGAAACAGAUCCACAAAAAUUAUAUCUAGGCCACAACCUUUUAUCUGAAUCUUUGGUUUGGGUUCCAAAAGGGGACCAAGAAGAAAAAUAUGCAAGUUGUCCCCUCAGACCGGUCCACAAUGAUAUUUUAAUUGCGCAAAUGAGACCAGGCCAGAAAAUAAAGUUAGAAGCGCAUUGUGAAAAAGGGAUUGGAAAAGAUCAUGCAAAAUGGUCACCAGUUGCGACCGCAUCAUACCGACUGAUGCCAGAAAUAAUUUUAAAAGAAGAAAUCACCGGUGACUUGGCAGAUAAAUUUGCCGCUUGUUUCACUAAGGGAGUUGUCGAAGUAGAGGAGAGAUAUAUCGAAGGUCAAUAUGUCAAAUCUGCUAAGGUGGUAAAUCCACGAAUUGACAUGGUCAGCCGGGAAGCCUUACGCCAUAAAGAAUUCGAAGACAAA
Racocetra persica is the source of this 918-nucleotide messenger RNA. Lineage: Eukaryota; Fungi; Glomeromycota; Glomeromycetes; Diversisporales; Gigasporaceae. The record is from the annotation of a GenBank genome assembly.